ACGACACGAUCCUAGACACACUUUAGUUCAUAUACAGGUGACCACACCGUCUUUUUAAUGAAUCCCCUCUGAUGAUCCUCCGACUUCUAAUAAAGAACCUCCCACUUAGAGGUUCCUGAUUUGCGGAUAGAAACUCCAGCCGCUUUGCCACACAGCCGGAGUUAGCAUCAACCAAUGUUAGCCGGCUUCCUCGUCGUCUGUAAUGUAAUGUGAAAGCGAAAAACCCAAGUGUUGGGAAUGCAGCCACCUCUUCCAUCUGACGCAGUCAGGGAGCUUGUGUGCUCCUGUCUUCACAGAGAUCCAGUGGCCGCAGACCUGCGCUGCAGUCUCUUUGUUGCAGCUGCACAGUGCUACAAAAGGGAUUCUUUGCUGAGACCCUUCCCACCAAGAUAUGUCAUUGGGGAAAACAAGGAUUUUGAUGAGCUAUUGACAGAUGUGAGCUCCUUGCCUGGUGUGAGAGACUUGGUUAGACUAAGAGCAGGAGAGGGAUAUCACCAUCUGGCUCUUGUCCAUUGGGUUCUUUCUUCCAAAAGUUUUGCUGUGAAGACACUGCAGAAAGAUGAGUAUGCCAAACUCUGCAGCCUGGCUGAAAACGACAGAAUUUGUACACCUGUCCCAGACUUCCUGUUUGAGCUGGAGUAUUGUGAUCAGAUGAAUGCUAGGUUUGAGAAGAUGAGGGCUGGCAGAGACAUCUUCUAUGCAUUCCAUGGAAGCCGCCUGGAGAACUUCCACUCUAUCAUUCACAAUGGGCUACACUGCCACCUUAACAAGACCUCAGUGUUUGGCGAGGGGACCUACCUCACCAGUGACCUCAGCAUGGCAGUCCUAUACAGUCCCCAUGGCAGCGGUUGGAAUGAAAGUCUCCUGGGCCAACUGCUCAGCUGUGUUGCCUUGUGUGAAGUCAUUGAUCACCCUGAUGUUAAGUGCCAGAUGAAGAGAAAAGACUCUGAGAUGAUCGACCGUCAGCGGUCAAGGGCAAGGAACAGCGAAGGAGGGGAAGUACCACAGAAAUACUUUAUAGUCACCAACAAUCAGCUUGUGAGGGUCAAAUACCUGCUUGUUUACUCCCAGAGACGACAUCUGUCCAGACGUUCUCGUGGAACCUCCUGGCUUGUCAGACACCAUUUUGCUGUAAUGAUGAGCCUCUACCUUCUGCUGCUCAUAUUCAUUGGUGCCUUUAACUCCACCACAUUUUUAUCCUUCUGGCACAGACUAUUUCGGUGACAGGAUGGAGACGCUGGGAUAUACCAUAUUUCCCGGACUGUUUUUUUUUUUUUUACUCGUCUGGCUGGUCCUGCGGUUUAUAUUCCAAAACAAUGUAAUUUUGCGGAACGAAUACGCUGCAUUUCAACUAAGGCCACUAGAUGGCACUGUUUAAUCUUGUGACUCAAUUGAGUAACAUGGUGAUGCGCAGGUCGGGCGGCUUCAGGUAAACUUACUGGAAACUAUCACAGGUUCGAGCAGGCAGGUCAGAAAGUGUGUAAGUAGCGCUCAGAGUAAACAUUGUGUGCAAUAGGCUUAGCUGUGCAUUACUAGUCCACCUUCUCUUCCCCUCUCUCUGUCACGCUUUCUCAAACACACAUGAAUGCAUGCAAGCAGCUUUAUCAUCAAUUUGCGAUGGUGGUUUUGUUCAUCCAUCCAUUAUCCAAACCGCUUAUCCUGCUCUCAGGGUCGCGGGGAUGUUGGAGCCUAUCCCAGCAAUCAUUGGGCGGAAGGCGGGGAGACACCCUGGACAGGCCACCGGGCCAUCACAGGACUAACACACAUACACACACACACACACAUUCAUACCAAGGGACAAUAUUAGUAAUGCCAAUUCACCUGACCUACAUGUCUUUGGACUGUGGGAGGAAACCAGAGCACAUGGAGGAAACCCACGCAGACACGGGUAGAACAUGCAAACUCCACACAGAGGACGACCCCCCAAGGUUGGACAACCCCGGGGCUCGAACCCAGGACCUUCUUGCUGUGAGGUGACUGUGUUAACCACUGUGCCACCCUGCCUCCUGUUUUUGGCCAAUGCAUACAUUUAGAGUGUUGAGGCUUCACCUACAAGUUUUUUCCCCUUUUGUUUUUGCUGCCAAAACUCUCUUUUUGGUCAGAAAGAAGAGGCGUGUGUGUGUGUGUGUGUGUGUGUGUGUGUGUGUGUGUGUGUGUGUGUGUGUGUGUGCGCGAGCGAGCAAGCGAGAGAGA
Molecule: messenger RNA, 2193 nt
Organism: Lampris incognitus (smalleye Pacific opah)
Lineage: Eukaryota; Metazoa; Chordata; Actinopteri; Lampriformes; Lampridae
Gene: parp16
Product: poly (ADP-ribose) polymerase family, member 16
Exons: 7
Coding region: 238-1224 (328 amino acids)
Biological process (GO): endoplasmic reticulum unfolded protein response
Cellular component (GO): nuclear envelope; membrane; endoplasmic reticulum tubular network
Molecular function (GO): protein serine/threonine kinase activator activity; NAD+ poly-ADP-ribosyltransferase activity; kinase binding
Source: RefSeq, a predicted model, not a curated record